Micropterus dolomieu (smallmouth bass) is the source of this 890-nucleotide messenger RNA. Its product is annotated as apoptosis-associated speck-like protein containing a CARD. The transcript is spliced from 6 exons. Bases 79 to 858 code for a protein of 259 amino acids. The record is from RefSeq and is a predicted model, not a curated record. Gene Ontology annotation, biological process: regulation of apoptotic process. Lineage: Eukaryota; Metazoa; Chordata; Actinopteri; Centrarchiformes; Centrarchidae.
UUUGCAGAUAAUGCAGAUGAAAUAGUGGAUCUAUUGGUGGAGAACCAGCAGUCUGUGGAGGUGACAAAGGAGGUCUUCAUGUUUAUGAAUAGGACUGAUCUGGUACAGAGGUUGUCAGAGACCAGCUCAGGACACAAAGAGAAACAUCGGUCUGAACGGCUUCAGAAAGAAGCGACCAUGACAUCACUUCAGGAAAAGCUUUUGGAAACACUAGAAGAUUUAAGUUACGGGGAGCUCGAGCAAUUCAACUGGCUCCUUCAGCACAAGCAGAUGAAGGAAGGCCUCCCAAGAAUCCCAAGACACCAGCUAGAGAUGGCAGACAAAGGUGAAACAGUUGAGCUGAUGGUGGAGAUCUACGGCCAACAGUCUGUGGAGGUGACCAGGGAGGUUUUAAAGAAGAUGAACAGGACUGAUCUGGUGCAGAAGUUGUCAGACAUCAGCUCAGGAUCUAAAGGAAAGCUUAGAUAUGAAAGCAGAGGUGCAAAUUUCUUCGAAGUGUUUAUUGAAAAGCCAGAAAGAAACUUCACACUCAAGCUCACACAAGAAAAUGAGGAACAAUCAGUAUGGACCUGUGUGAUUCGAGAAGAUGAAUACCAAAGCACUGGUCCUAUACAAAGGGAGCACUUUGUGGAUAAACACCAGUGUGAACUCAUCGCGAGAGUGAGUAAUAUAGGACCAAUCUUGGAUAAUCUCCUGGCAAAAGGUGUGAUCCAACACGAAGGUUAUGACAUAAUCUCUGCUAUCCAGACCACUCAGGAGCAGAUGAGGAAGCUCUAUAGAGGUCCUCUGCUAGCUGAUGGGCAUGCCGCCAAAGACAUCUUCUACAAGAUCCUUGAGGAGGAAAAAAAAAUAAAUUGAUUCAGACUUUGGAAAAAUGUAUUGUUCUUAGA